Molecule: messenger RNA, 703 nt
Organism: Drosophila erecta
Lineage: Eukaryota; Metazoa; Arthropoda; Insecta; Diptera; Drosophilidae
Product: kunitz-type serine protease inhibitor Hg1
Exons: 2
Coding region: 143-472 (109 amino acids)
Molecular function (GO): serine-type endopeptidase inhibitor activity
Source: RefSeq, a predicted model, not a curated record
CGGAUAUUUUCAAAUACGCUCCGAUCCGGCAUUGCCCGUUCGCAUCUGGUGCGAGUACCACGAACAGCUGCUCCCGGUGCUGCUUCGAUUCCCAUCCUCCAUCCUCCAUCCUCAUUCCGCUUUGUGUGGCCGCGCUAAAAACAUGAAAUUGAAAAUCAAUCUGGCGUUCCUCCGUGCGACACUCGUCGGUCUCCUGUCCAUCAUCCUCCUGACACAGACCGCGCAAGUCGAGGCCUUUGGAGGCGGCUCCUCGGGCAAUGGGGCAGUGGUGUCGUGCAAAGAGCUGAACAAUGUCAACUGCUACGUGGGCCGCAACGAGGGCAACUUCUGCAGCAGCAAGGAUAAGACCAAGGUCGUUACUCGCUGGUAUUUCGACAAGGGCGUCUGCAAGCCCUUCAACUACAAAGGAUGCAACGGCAAUCGCAACCGCUUCUGCUCCCAGGAAAGCUGCGACGCCCGCUGCGGCGAUUGAUUGGCAUAUAGAUACAGAUAUAUAUCUCACCUAGGCGAUAAGUUUGUACGCGUAUGUUUAGCAACUAGAGAUCGCUCCACACUUGAGAAAACAGAAUGUCAUUGCUCAUACACUCGGUUGGUUUAGCUCACAAUUCAUGCACUCAACUUUGAUUUUUUCACAACUCCCCCACUAUUAUUUUAAGAGUUAAAUGCUUUUACUACGAAUCUAAAUAAAACUAAAAAAAUACAA